AUGAACUUUCGCUGCUUUGUGGAUGCGUUGAGAGAGGACGACGACUUGGCGGAAAUUGAGAUGGAGGUUGACCCGAUCUUGGAAGUUGGUGCGAUCAUCAGGAAAGUGUGCGAGACAAAUGACAAGGCACCGCUGUUGAAAAGGCCUAAGGGAAAAGACGGUCACCUAUUCCAGAUCCUCGGGGCGCCCACCUCGCUCCGUUCUAAUCCUGAACAACGAUUUGGUCGUCUUGCUCGCCAUUUAGGGCUAGCACCAACUUCCACCAUGAAGGAAAUUGUGCAUAAGAUCUUGUCCGCCAGAAACCUCAGAGCAAUCCCACCCAACAUUAUCUGUACUGGACCUUGCAAAGAAAACGUGUUGAAUGAAGGCCAGUUCGAUCUCAAUGCCCUUCCAGCACCACUCCUGCAUAGUGCUGAUGGUGGCAAGUACAUCCAAACAUUCGGAAUGCACAUCCUGAAUUCUCCAGAUGGAACAUGGACCAAUUGGUCAAUUUCAAGGGCAUUGGUUUCAGACCGAAAUCACCUGACCAUCAAUGCUGUCAAGCCCCAGCAUAUUUGGCAACUACAUGAGCUCUGGAAGGUGGAAGGGAAGUACAUGCCCUGGGCAUUGGCUUUUGGGGUUCCCCCUUCUGCUAUAAUGGCCUCCAGCAUGCCUCUUCCGGAUUAUUUCAGUGAGGCUGGCUAUGUUGGGGCGCUGACAGGCUUUGGAAUUGACAUGGUCAGGUGUGAGACCAAUGACCUACUAGUCCCGGCCACUUCCGAGAUCGUUUUUGAGGGAAUCAUUUCCCCGGAUGAGACCUUACCAGAGGGACCAUUUGGCGAAAUGCAUGGAUAUGUUUUCCCCGAAGAUUGUCAGAGUGGUCUUAAAGCUCGGGUAGAUACCAUUACCUUUCGGAACAACGCCAUCAUGCCAGUGUCUUGCCCAGGGAGACUCACCGAUGAGACACAUACUAUGAUUGGACCGCUCACCGCGGCGGAGAUUCAACAGCUUUGCCAAACAAAUGGCCUCCCCGUACGGGAGGCAAUGAUAUUGUUCGAGUCUCAGGUGACUUGGGCAGCUCUUCAAAUAGAUACGUCGCGACUGCGCUCUAUGAGAACGACAUCGGAGAGUUUCUCGAGACGCAUAGGAGACUUGGUGUUCAGACACAAAGUCGGCCUGAUCAUACAUCGUCUGAUUCUAGUCGGAGAGGAUAUAGAUGUGUACGACUUCAAAGAUGUCAUGUGGGCAUUCUCAACACGCUGUCGCCCUAACAUGGAUGAGUACUUCUAUGAAGAUUGUCCUGGAUUUUCCCUGAUACCCUACAUGAAACAUGGAAACGGGGAUUCUCAGAGAGGUGGUAAAGUAGUGUCUGAUGCUCUGAUGCCCAGCGAGUACGUCACAGGCUGCGACUGGGAGGUAGCCGAUUUCGCCCAUUCUUACCCUGAGGAUGUCAAAGCCAAUGUCAAACGAAUAUGGGGGCCGGUUGGACGUAAUGGCUAG
Messenger RNA from Aspergillus alliaceus, 1479 nucleotides. RefSeq names its product UbiD family decarboxylase. Bases 1 to 1479 code for a protein of 492 amino acids. Lineage: Eukaryota; Fungi; Ascomycota; Eurotiomycetes; Eurotiales; Aspergillaceae. The record is from RefSeq and is a predicted model, not a curated record. Gene Ontology annotation, cellular component: cytoplasm. Gene Ontology annotation, molecular function: carboxy-lyase activity. Gene Ontology annotation, biological process: cinnamic acid catabolic process; ferulate metabolic process. The transcript is spliced from 3 exons.